AUGGAAAAGAUGGAAGAGGAGAGCCUGAUUUCUGAACGUUGCACUUGUCCACCCGGACACAACCUUGCAGAAACAGAAUUGAAAGAGCUCAAGAACGAAGAUGCGGGUCUCAAGGAGGAGUUGGCACGGCUCGAGGGGUCCCAAGGCAACAGCCAGGUGGCCAAGGUGCCUCCCGGCCGUUUCGACUUACCAGCGAUCUUGGCUCAGCACCAGAAUGCAAGCGAACUCAGGAGCAGCUGUCGCAAACCAUCGCCGCAACCUCUUCCGAGUGCGAAAGGGAAGGCAGUGGAGAUCCCGAGCUUGCAGCAGAGGAAGACAGAGCAGGGCUUGGCCAAGUGUGCGAGCGGAAAGGUCACGCUGAGGGAUUUCCAGCCAGCCGGGGUAGCUGAGACCUGCUGUUCAACAUCGAAAGUGGCUUGUGCUGGUUGCGCCUCCUACACCGGCGGUCCUACCUGCCAGCACUGUGCCGAGGGCUUCAUCAUGCGUGAAGGCAAAUGCACGGCGUGCACGAGCUCCGGGGGCUGGCUCAGCCUGGACGGAAAAUCCUGCACGCAGCUGGCGGCGAGCGAUUGCAGCGACGAGAAGGUGAGAGGUCAAUCGAGCAACGAGGCUUGCUGCCAGUGUGGCGGUGGCGUAGUUACGCCGACGCCUUUCGCCUAUUCCCACAGCCGCUGGUCCCUCGACUCCAACAUCGUGAUGAUGCCCGAACCGCGCACGGCCGAUCGCUACACCGUGGAUGCGAAGUGCGAGCUGGCGGCGCACAACCUGACCAUGGACGGCUCUACAGGAGUGAUCUCCUACAUGCCAGGGCGGGCCAAACCCAUCGAGGCUUUCUCCUUCGAGUGCGAGGUCACGGCCCACCAAGCAACUGGUGUGAGCCUGCCUUCAGUGGUCACGAUCGCGGCGGAUGUGCUCAGCUACAGCUCUGCCACGCUGCUUUUCCACAGCGACAACGAGAAGGAGAUUCCACAGACAAGUGGAAACGGCUGGUCGAAGUUUGAACUUGGCUGCGCCCCGGAGGUCAGCUGGCUGAGCAUUGCGGAAUCCGAUGGCACAUUGAGUUACACAGCUCCAAGCGGGGCGAACGGAGGCGUCUCCGUCGCCGAUGACAAGUUCUUCGGGCAGGAUGGCGCCGUUUGCAUGGUCACUGCUUGGCAAGCACACAAGAAACACAAAACCACCUUCGUGGCAAUCCGCCCACGACCGUGGCCCAAGCUGGAGUAUGACAUGGAGGCCGUGUCGGUGAGCCUUGGUGAGGAGCUGCACCCGCUGAGCCCCAAACCGAUCAAGGAGCAGGGACUCAUGAAGCCCUGGACCUAUGCCAUGGCAUGUGACGUUUCCGGAGCAGAUGGAUCUACCAAGUUCAGCUACGACCGUAUCUUGAACAUGGGACUUCUUGCUGGCCACCCCAUCCUCGACAUCAGUCCGGAUGGAGCCAUCACCGUGGCCCCAACAAGCACGCUGAGUGAGGUCUUCGAUGCACUUAGCGUGACGGGAUCACAGCGCAAGGCGUUCACUUUGAGCUGUCGAGUCUUCGGCAUCUUCCCUGAUCCAGACCUCGCCCCAGUGGAAGCGACGCUGAGCAUCGUAGUGCAGGAUACCGUGUGCUGGGUUCCGCAGCACAUCAAGGGGACCGGUAUGCCUGACCCCAGCGCCAACACCGAGGCCAAGUGUCGAUCCCAAUGCCGCGCAGACGAGACCUGUGCAAACUACAAGUUUGACAGCCAAUGUGUGAGGUAUGAUGUUCGCUCCGACGGCAAUCCCGUUACGGUCGUUGCCAAGGUUACCAACUGUACCAACGAGGGUACUUGUAUGAAAGUGACACAUUCCGACUGGUACCUCGCCGGUACCUACUGCCCUCUUGGCAGAGAUGCAGUGUUGGGUGGCAUCGUGUACCUCCGGGAGCAUGUGACGCAGCAGGACAUGGUGUAUCUUCGAGAGGGAGCAGCAGGUGGCUGCGGUGCCGGCGAGUGGGCUUUGCUUGCACCGUCAAGUGGAGACUUCAUCGACAAGGGCCUUGGCCUCUUCGAGCUCCGGGGCACGCGGCAGGCGUGCAUCAGCAGUUCCUCUGUGGAGCAUGCGCUUCGCAUGUGUUCCUCGAAGGAGUUGGCCUGGAUCGAAGAUCAGGAAGAGGACGAAGAGGGUCAGCCGUACCUAGUGCUGGAUGACCCGGGGACCGCUCAGCCAGCCGACUACUGGCUACAUCCCUGCGAUUGCGCACCCGAUGCUUGGGGACCUGACCUGCCAGUGGAUCCGCAAAUGUACGAGCAUCUCCCGGCCAACAGCAGCAACCAAUUCAUUCCGACCCCGUACGUCAUCGUCACGGGGCAGCUUGUCUGCCCCUCGCGGCAACUACUGGGAGGCGGCAUCGGCGUGCAUUUCCAGUCAGAGGAGGAGGUACUGGAGCCGGCAGACUGCGAGGCCCGGUGCCGGGAGCAGUCGACCUGCCUCUUCUUCUGGCAUGGGUCCCAACACGGCGCAGCGACCUGCCGUUUGUUUACCGGCUGCGACAAUCUUGUGCGCGAGUUCAGCUUGGAGGGUGACCUGAAGGCAAUGCCACGCAGCCCGAGCUGCUCAGUUUCUGAUGCCGCAAAAUGUUGGGCGACGUCCCUGCGCAGGAGCUUCCUGUCCAUGGCUUUCAAUGCAAAUGGCGGAAACUCCGUGGCGGCUGGCGGGACUGUCGGUCUCAAUCUGCCACCGAAGCCAGCAGCACCUCCGUCUGACGGAAUGUUUGCAUGGUUUGAGAGCGAGAACGCAGGGUCCGUUUGGCGCAGCUCCGUGGGAGAUUUUGAAGGCUAUUGCAGCAGGAACAGCGUGUACCGUCGAGUGGAAGCGGGCUAUGGUGCCGACCGCCCUGUUACCUUCAUCGAGGGCUACACCUCGUCAGGCUUCACCUUCGGUAACGUGCUACCCCCGACCCACAGCAUGUGCUCCGUCAGUCGCUACAGCAGAGAUCGAGAUGGUGGGUCCCACAGAGGCCGGAUCUUGCAAUCCAAGCACGGCAGGAAUUGGUUACAUGGCCAUUGGUCAAACAAGGCGGGUGUCAUCCACUACAAAACUUGGGUCACAUCGAAGGACAGGCACCCGAAUGUGCUCGAUUGGCUGGUACUGUGCAGUACCAACGGCGCGACACGUGCCUUCGAUGGCAUGUCUUCGGGCACCCCGACCAACAUUGCGACCAAAGCGCCGAAAAAGUUCACCGACACAAUACCUCUGUACGUCAACCAUGGCUACGACGAAAAGUCUGAUUUCGCAGUCAUGGAGGUGAUCACCUGGGACAGGGUGUUGUCAGAGGAGGAGAUGCUGGCCACUGUCGAUUACUUGAAGUGGAAGUUGAGGGCAGGAGCCGUGCUUGAGGCAUCGGAACACCUUGCCACAGAAUCCCAGCACAACUUGGAUUCGUGGGGCGUUCAAGACUUAAACAAUCUCGAGUCCAAGACGACCGAGGUCACUCUUGCCAACAACUACAAAGCAGACCUGGCAGGCUGGACACACACUCGAUACUAUGCACGGGGCUUCAUCACAAACAAAAACGGCGUAUCCACGGCCGUCGUGAAAGGCUUGACACCCGCAGCACAGUACAUAUACCAGAUCUACAUGGUACAUGAGUUGUCCAACUGGCUGGGUGAAGCCAAGGUGUCCGUGAACCACGGGGUGCAGGCGCGAGCCAAGCAGAAUGGCUUGAACGAGGCCAAGUUCUCCGGGGUAGCAGUGGCAUCGCCCAGAGGCGAGAUCAAUUUCGAGUUCGAGCGCAUCUCCCCACAUUGCCAGCUCAGCAGCAUCGCCAUCGCAAAAGUAGGGCCAAGCAGUGUUGUCAAGCCUGCGGACCCACCAUCGCAGGGCAUGUAUGCCUGGUUUAAGAGCGAGAACGCAGGGUCCGUUUGGCGCAGCUCUGUUGGAGACUUUGAGGCAUAUUGCAGCAGGAACACCGUGUACCGGCGCGUUGCGGCCGGUAAUGGUGCCGACCGCCCUGUUACCUUCAUCCAGGGCUACACAUGGUCCGGUUUCACCUUCGGUGAUGUGCUUCCCCCGACCCACAGCGUGUGCUCCAUAACGCGCUAUGCCGGUUCGAACAGAGGCCGGAUCUUGCAAUCCAAGCACGGCAGGAAUUGGUUACAUGGCCAUUGGUCCAACAAGGCGGGUGUCAUCCACUACAAUACUUGGGUCACAUCGAAGGACAGGCACCCGAAUGUGCUCGAUUGGUUGGUACUGUGCAGUACCAACGGUGCGACACGUGCCUUCGAUGGCAUGUCUUCGGGCACCCCGACCAACAUUGCGACCAAAGUACCGAAAAAGUUCACCGACACAAUACCUCUGUACGUCAACCAUGGCUACGACGAAAAGUCUGAUUUCGCAGUCAUGGAGGUGAUCACCUGGGACAGGGUGUUGUCAGAGGAGGAGAUGCUGGCCACUGUCGAUUACUUGAAGUGGAAGUUGAGGGCAGGAGCCGUGCUUGAGGCAUCGGAACACCUUGCCACAGAAUCCCAGCACAACUUGGAUUCGUGGGGCGUUCAAGACUUAAACAAUCUCGAGUCCAAGACGACCGAGGUCACUCUUGCCAACAACUACAAAGCAGACCUGGCAGGCUGGACACACACUCGAUACUAUGCACGGGGCUUCAUCACAAACAAAAACGGCGUAUCCACGGCCGUCGUGAAAGGCUUGACACCCGCAGCACAGUACAUAUACCAGAUCUACAUGGUACAUGAGUUGUCCAACUGGCAAGGUGAAGCCAAGGUGUCCGUGAACCACGGGGUGCAGGCACGAGCCAAGCAGAAUGCCUUCAACGAGGCCAAGUUCGCCGGGGUGGCAGUGGCAUCGCCCAGAGGCGAGAUCAAUUUCGAGUUCGAGCGCGUCUCCCCGCAUUGCCAGCUCAGCAGCAUCGCCGUUGCAAAGGUGAUAGGCACAACAGCGGGCGUUCUGCAGCAGGUUUCCGCCGCCGCCGCGGUGCAGACGCAAGGAUUCGCUUCUAGUGGCUUCAUGUACCUACACCUCUACCAGCAGUGCGACACCAUACUUCUCCUCGGAGGCAUGGGUGUGGAGCAGUGCGGAAGGCCCAGCCACAGAGAGAUCGACUCGCACGACUGGCAACACAAGAGGCCGUUGCCGCCAGCUUUCCAGCACGGAACUCUCCUGAUGGCUUCAUGCUGGAGUGAGCGGUACAGGCUUUUGCGACAGAACCGUCUCUCUGACACAGAACGAUUGCAGUGUGUCAACGGGGAUUGGUACAACAGCCUUGGGAAGCCAGGGCUCAACGGUCUGGCUUGCGAAGCAUGCAUGCAGGUCGGAGCUCGAGGUUACGCGGCCUACGACGAGCGGAACGAGCAGGAGCUCUACUUCUUCAACCGAAUGGCCCUGAGCAUCUACACCGAGCUCGGCAUGGUCAAGGAGCUGGAUGUGCAUGCCAAGCACAAGUACUGCCUGCAGCCAUCCGGUGACGGGAAUAUGACGGUCCAAGCAAGCAAUGCUUGCCCUGAGCGUUUGGUUGCGCAGGUCACAGGCUGGGCGGGCCCGGAAGCCCGGCUCUUCAAGCUGCUUCCUGUCACAGAGGACGCCGAGCAGUGCUUGAGCACGAAGGGUGAUACCUCUGGGCUCAUGCACACGAACUGCAAUGCGACGGAUUCGGCACAGCACCUAGAGCCAGCAGAGCUGCCUACUGACAUGUGGGACCUCCACAUCGAGGCGGACGAGCGCACACAGGAUCUCCACAAGCCCUUCUCCUCCUACUGCGGCACCAGCGGAGCCUUGAGCAGCCUCGACUUCGGCCAGCUUUUCGCAGGUGACACAGGAACCAGCCAGACGGCCUGCAAGUUCGCGCCGCUGAUUCAGUUCGGUGAGUUCGUGGAUACUGGCAUCGUGCGAUCGAAGACCACCACGAACUGGAAGGAUUGGCACCACCUCCUUGCAGAGAACUACGUGGAAUGCGCAUCGGGCGAAGCUUUGACGGCCUUCAAGCUGGAUGCUGCCAAGAGCAUCUACAAAUACGAGUGCAGCAAGAUUGGCGGCUUGGGCGCCUGCUUCGACUACUACAGCGCCCAGGUCGAGAUCUCCAGCUUCAGCCAGUCGAUCAACCACUGGGCAAAGUCGAUUCGCAUGAUGCCGGUGAGCUGUGGGCAAAAUGCGGUGCUGGGCAGCUUCCACUUCGAGUUCUCAGAGGGGGGGAAGUGGGGUCGCGUUCGCUACCAGUGCUGUAAAGCCGGUGGGGCGCCAGUGAGCUUCGACCCUCGCGGGCAACUGCCCGAGCUGGUGGGCCGCUACGACGGCAUCUACUGCCCGAGCAGCCGUGAUGCCCACAGUGGCCGGGUGAAGUUUGAAGGUGGAUCCGGGCUCACAUUGUCUUUCGAGCGCAAAUCCGGCCAAUGGUGCUUGGAUUCCGAGUGCUCCGACGUCACCGACAGCGCAUCUCCCCUGGGAAUCAAAGGUGCUGCUUUCGAAGUGGUAAACGUGAGCGAUUUCGACGGCGAAUUCCUCGGGCAGAUGCCCAAAGAGAAAAGCAAGGUUCUGUCCUUGGAGGAGGCCUUGCGCAUGAAGCCUCCGCGACGCCCUCCGCAGCCCCCGAUGCCCGAGUUAGAGGAGUUCAAAGCACAGCAGCCGAAGUACGCUGCGGAGUGCUUGAACUACGAGAAUCUCUGGAAGGACGUCUCGGAGACCUUCAAAGACGAGGAGGACGAGGAAGUGCAGACAACAUCCAAGUUGGAGGCGGAUCCGUCCACGAAGGAGCAACAGCUGGACUCAUACCACCCCUGUGAAGUGGCCAAGAGUGCGGGCGGCAUCUUUGGUCAGUGGGGUGGAGGAGACGGGUCGACUGCUCCAGACAAUAUGAUGUAUGCGGACUGGAACGAUUGCAUGCAAGGCGACAUCGAGCGCGAUUUGGCCGCUGCGCGGGUGGACUAUCAUGACUCAUUGACCGAAUUCAUCUUGGAUCUCACGGAGGAGACUUUGGGUGCGGUGUGUGGUGUUAUUCCGGAUGUGAUGAUUGCCCCAUUCGGUGCCGGAGUGGCUCUCAAUCCGGGUGAGAUCUGCAAUGGUAUUUCGGAGCUCGUGGGGGCCAUCUCAAACUUUGCCGGCCCCGCGAGUGGGUUCCACUUCGCGAGGCAGGAAUGGUCCAUUGAGCAAGAAGGCUACGCAGCGUGCAAUCCCAUGCAAAUCGGGUUUGCACGCGCCUUCUGCGACAUCCACUGUGUGCGGGAUGCCGUGAUCCGGGGCGAUCGGUCCAUCAUCCGUAACCUUGAGAUGGCAACGAAGAAGACUAACAACAACUUGAAGGCUCUGGUCAAGUGGUCAGUCGAUGCUUCUCACACGGACAUCGGGUGGAUUGGCGAGAAGCUGGACUAUAUGCACAUUAUCAACACCGCCUACAUGCAGGAAAUCCACGACGCUUGGGCGAAUAGUGGCUCUUUUCGUGUCGUCCGCCCGUAG
Symbiodinium sp. CCMP2592 is the source of this 7419-nucleotide messenger RNA. Lineage: Eukaryota; Dinophyceae; Suessiales; Symbiodiniaceae. The record is from the annotation of a GenBank genome assembly.